Molecule: messenger RNA, 1937 nt
Organism: Elaeis guineensis (African oil palm)
Lineage: Eukaryota; Viridiplantae; Streptophyta; Magnoliopsida; Arecales; Arecaceae
Source: RefSeq, a predicted model, not a curated record
UGCCAGAAAAAGGAAAUUAAGGAAACGGGAAUCGGAAAAACUCAGUUGCCCUCGACCACCAAUGCCAGAUUCAAAACCACCGAUAAAAACCCUAAUUCCCACUCGAAUUCCCGAUCGGCACCGCCCUCGAACCGAGAACUCCAUCGAGAAAUCCAGCGUUUCGAUUUCUCUCUCUCCUCCCCCCCUCCUUCCUCAUCGGAAAUGGUCCUCUCCGGCGAUCGCUUCUACAACCCUCCGGCCAUCCGCUGCCAGCUCCAGCAGAAGCAGAAGCUCCUGCAAGAGCAGCAGCAGCAAUCUCUUCAACGGCCGGUGAAGGCCCGGCCGCUCUCACCGGCAGCCUUGCCGGCUGAAUCGGACGACUCUUCGUCCCAGACUUCGGUUUCGUCGUCGGCGCCCUCGUCUCCAUCGCGGAGACUGGAGCCGCCUGCCGGGAACUUGGAGCGGUUCCUCCAGUCCACCACCCCGUUCGUGCCCGCUCAGUACUUCCCCAAGACGAGCAUGACGGGGUGGAGGAAUUGCGAUGCGGCGGACUUGGGCCCGUAUUUUAUUCUGGGAGAUCUAUGGGAAUCAUUGAGGGAGUGGAGCGCUUAUGGAGCAGGGGUGCCGUUGGUUUUGAAUGGGAGCGACAGUGUAGUCCAGUACUAUGUGCCGUUCUUGUCCGGUAUUCAGCUGUUCGUGGAUCCGUCGAGGCCCAGCUUGAACGCAAGGCGACCUGGUGAGGAAAGUGAUGGCGACAUUUGCCAGGACAUAAGUAGUGAUGGUGGUAGUGACAGUGAGACUGAGAGACUCAUUCGAGGGGGAUCCCUGAAUGAUACCAGCCAUGUGGGCCAAGAAAGUUUUUCUAGUGAUGACAUUGAGACUUGCAAUCAACCGCAGCUACCUGUAUUUGAGUACCUAGAGUAUCAUCCACCAUAUGGAAGACAACCUUUAGCAGACAAGAUUUCGGUUCUUGCAAGUAAAUUUCCUGAUUUGAAGACUUAUAGGAGCUGUGAUCUGCUUCCUUCCAGUUGGAUCUCUGUAGCUUGGUACCCGAUAUAUAGGAUACCAACAGGACAUACAUUGCAGGAUUUGGAUGCUUGCUUUUUGACCUUCCACUCACUGUCCACACCUAUGAAAAAUGGUAGCAGUGGAAAUAUUGAGAGUUAUGGUUCCUGUAACAUUAGGAAUGUCAGCAGUUCCACUGACCUUUCUGAGAAGAUACCACUACCUGUAUUCGGGCUUGCUUCGUACAAACUCAAGGGUUCUAUUUGGACCCGAAAUGGGCUUUUUGAGCGGCAGCUAGAAAGUUCUCUUUUGCAAUCUGCUGACAAGUGGCUUCGCCGCCGGCGGGUGGAUCAUCCAGACUACCGUUUCUUCCUCUCCCACUGCAAUUCAUCGGGGAGGUGAUGGUUCCAGAGCUCUGUACAUGUCUCUUUCUGAUCAAAUGGUGUAUCAAUCCAACCCGUUGUUCUGGAAGCUUGGAUUACAAACGCCCCUAUGUAUUGCUCGCUGCCUUUUGAUCCCAUUUUGCAAGGAGUUGGAUCUGCAUAUUUCUUUAACCACAGUUUAUAUAUGCCUUGGAGUUACUAUAGAUAAUUGCCAUAGAAUAUGGUGUUCUAUGAAAGAAAACGUUGAAGAAUUUGAUGGCUGUGGGCUUAUGCACCUGAAAGAAGAGAAUUGUGGUACAGAACUAAGAGGACAUUGGCGUUCAAAUGCAGAACAACCUGAUGUGAUGAACGACAGCGCAAGAGGGUGGUUGCUGGUCGAUACAAAGAAAGGGUAUCACACCUUUCGGGUUUUGUUUUGAUGUUGAUGAUGUCUAUCCACAUACCAUCCAGUGAUGAUGACGAAAAUAUGUUGCCUAUUUCCUAUGCUCUUGAUGUACUUAGACGUCAGGCUAAUUCUAUAUGUUUGAGAUUGAUUAACUAUUUGUCAGUGUCAAAUUAUCUUUCCUCUUU